Molecule: messenger RNA, 1250 nt
Organism: Saccostrea cuccullata (small rock oyster)
Lineage: Eukaryota; Metazoa; Mollusca; Bivalvia; Ostreida; Ostreidae
Product: box C/D snoRNA protein 1-like
Exons: 7
Coding region: 110-853 (247 amino acids)
Biological process (GO): maturation of LSU-rRNA from tricistronic rRNA transcript (SSU-rRNA, 5.8S rRNA, LSU-rRNA); box C/D snoRNP assembly; snoRNA localization
Cellular component (GO): nucleus; pre-snoRNP complex
Source: RefSeq, a predicted model, not a curated record
AUACGUAUUAAUCAAACACCAGAGAUUCACAUGGUGUUUCCGUUCUGCUCAAAAAAAUAUAAUUAAAGGAUAUUCUUUGUUUAUGUUGUAAAUUAUUUUAUAUAGUGAGAUGUCUGGACAUGGCAGUAAAUGUGAACUGUGUGGUAAAGUUCAAUGGAAAUACAAAUGUCCUAGAUGUGGAAGAAGAACCUGUUGUCUGGCCUGUGUGAAGAAACAUAAAGAAGAAACAGGGUGCAGUGGUGUCCGUGACAAGACAGCCUUUGUAAAGAUGAAAGACAUGAAUGAUAUGCACCUUCUCAGUGAUUAUCGUAUGUUGGAGGACGUAGAUAGAACUGUAGACAAUCAUAGCAGAGACCCACUAUGUAGGUCAGGAGUUCACGGAGUUGUCAGUAAGCUGAAAAAGUUUGCAGAGAAACAGGGAAUUAAAGUCCAGUUUCUUCCAUAUCCCAUGUCAAAGAGGAAAAACAAUUCCACAAAACUUACUAGAUACAGGAAAGGAAAAUUUCUGUGGCAUUUAGAACUCAUCUUUCCUCAGUCUGAAGUCAAGUACACAGAGAAAAGAGUACAUGAAGAUACUUGUCUACGUGAUGUGCUGAAGACCUUCAUUCACCCCACAGAAUCAGACCCUGUUAAAAGACAGAUGUUAAAGGCUUACAGCAGCACACCUUUAGAAGACUGUCUGAUUCUGAUGCAGGAAGGGGGGCUCCCAGCAAAUAUCAGGAGAUUUCAUCAACUUGAUCAGAAUAAGUCUUUGUGUGAGAAUCUGAAAGGUAAAGAAUUUAUAGAGUAUCCCACACUUCACAUUGUUCUACCAGACAGUGCUGACAAAUACCCACUGACAGUGGGUACAUAAUGGAGGUCUUGUGAAAAGGAUGAGUACAUGAGGGAAUUGAUGUGAAAGACAAAACUGGACACAGCUAUAAAAAAAAAACACUCAAAACACACUUAUAUGAGCAUUCAGAUUAUUUCAUUCACAAAGUAUCUUUGUUGAUAAGAUGGCACUCCAUGUAUACUGAAUAAGUAUAAAAUUAAAAUAUUUUCACAGAAGUUUGGACUACUUGUGAAAUAACUUGGAAACUAUUUUUGUUAAGAUAUUUAAUGUCAAUUUAAAGUUUGUUAUUCAUUUUAGACUUGUUUAAAAUGAACUUAAAGUCAAGAAAAUUUUAAUAAAGAUGUUUAGUUACCAAAAUAAAGUUUAGCAAUAAUUAAUAAAAUAGUACUCAUAUCUUCAGUUAAAAGAAGUUGGAUUA